AUGUCCCCAAACGGCUUGUUCAGGGUUUCGCCUGUUAAAGAGGAUGUAGAUAGAAAUACAGUUGAGUUUCAGCAGCCUCUUCCCUCUGAAACUGACUAUAAAAAGACCCGAUCAAAUAGGAUCAAUUUUCAGAACUUAAGAGGUCUGAUUAGCAAAAGACGGCCGUCAAGCGGUAGCCAUAACCAAUCCAAGGAUUUAUCUUGGAAAAGUGACUCUAAAAAGAACUCUCCACCAAAAGUACCGUUAUGGAUUGCAUCUUUUCAAUGGAUAACUAAUGUUGUUUGUCUGGCUGGUAUUAUAACUCCAGUCUUUUGUGUCUAUCUGAUUGAGUCAUUUCAUUUUAUCUUCUCAAUCAACUCGUUACAUUACUUUUCAUUUGCCAUGUGGUUUAUUGUUAUUUGUGUUGCUUCAAUCAUAUCACAUGUAGUAUAUCUAUUUUCAACUAUUUUGAAGCCACAACCUCAGAACAAAGUAAAUUUUGUAUCGAUUAUCAUUCUUUCUGCUAUCAUAUUUGUGAUGAUUUGCUCGUUUGCUUCUAUAUCUUGCAUUUUUCAACAGGAAAAGGCAGAUUGGCUAAUCAACCGAAAAAGUAGCUUUAUUGGCAGUGGGUUCUUCCGCCAUCUCUUUUAUCUAGUUUGGGUUGCAAUGUUGUUGAGUAUGUUAUCGCGGCUAGUAUACUACAAAUACAAAAAACGCCAGAACAGAUAUGCCUUUAGAAAGAGGAAUUUAAAGAACACGGUCUUCAUAGCCUCGUCUCUGUGUAUGUUAAUAGCCUUUGUCACUCUGGGGUUUUUGUUUCUUGAUUAUAUCAGCGGCGUGUUCUCUACAGAGGCGAUUCUCAAUUCAGUGUUCACUAUCUAA
This is a messenger RNA of Nematocida homosporus, 861 nucleotides long. RefSeq lists its product as uncharacterized. Bases 1 to 861 code for a protein of 286 amino acids. The transcript has a single exon. The record is from RefSeq and is a predicted model, not a curated record. NCBI's taxonomy places the organism in Eukaryota, Fungi, Microsporidia.